Molecule: messenger RNA, 4450 nt
Organism: Rosa chinensis
Lineage: Eukaryota; Viridiplantae; Streptophyta; Magnoliopsida; Rosales; Rosaceae
Product: disease resistance-like protein DSC1
Exons: 5
Coding region: 432-3962 (1176 amino acids)
Biological process (GO): signal transduction; defense response
Molecular function (GO): ADP binding
Source: RefSeq, a predicted model, not a curated record
UUCUUGGCCACAUUUAUGUUCUUACCAAGAAUCUCUGCUACCAAGAAUUCUAGUCCCAUUCUUUUCUUAUCAAACUGGAUGUUCAAAAAUCUUGGCAAAUUCAACCAUGCAUAAAGCUGAACCUGAAAAUUGAUAAGAUCAGCAGUUCAGCACAACGUCUCUAUAAUCUUUUUUAUCCCAGACUGCUUGGUCUGCUUUAAUUAGUUUCAUAUGUAACUGUUCUCAUCACUGUCGAUUGAUAUUGUAUAUCGAAGGCUUCCGACAAUUAAUUUUGUAUUUGCUUAAAUUUUUUCUUUUUGCUCAACUCCAGAGCUAAAUAUCACGAUUGUGGAGUACUUUCUGCUCCAAGGACUAGAUCGGGGACAUCAUUGUAUAGCAGAGGACGGAAGUUUUUGCAAGUUUUGACUCGUGGAUUAGUUUUUGCAUGUUCUAUGGCUUCUCCUCCUCCUCCUCCUCUUGCGCAUGCCUUUAAGUAUGAUGUCUUUCUUAGUUUCCGAGGCGAGGAUACCCGCGAUACUUUUACCAGUCAUUUUCAUGCCGCUUUAGUGCGGAAGAAAAUCAAAACCUACAUAGAUUACGAACUGGUGAGAGGAGAUGAAAUUGCACCGGCCCUUCUGGAUGCAAUAGAGGAAUCAAAGCUUUCAGUGGUCAUUUUGUCACAAGACUAUGCUUCUUCAACCUGGUGCUUGGACGAACUGUCGCAUAUUUUGGAAUGCAAGGAAAGAUAUCAACAAUUGGUUAUACCCCUUUUUUACAGAGUAGAUCCAUCACAUGUACGACACCAGAGGGAGAGUUAUGCUGAUGCAUUUGUUCAACAUGAAGAACGUUUCAAGAACACUCCACACAAGGUGCUCAAGUGGAGGGAUGCUUUAACAAAAGUAUCUAUACUAGCUGGGUUUGAUUCACGCAACAUCGGACUUGAUUCCGAACUAGUUCAGUUAGUCGUCAAAGAUAUUUUGAUGAAGUUGAAUCGAGAAGGCUCAAGCAAUUUGACAGGCCUGGUUGGAAUUGAAAGUCGCAUCCAGACACUUGAGUCAUUGUUAUGCAUUGUUCCACAAGAUGUUCGUGUUCGCACCGUAGGAAUUUGGGGCAUGGGUGGUAUAGGCAAGACCACCCUUGCUGACGCUGUAUUCAACCGACUCUCAUCUCAAUAUGAAGCUUCAUGUUUUCUUGCAAAUGUUAGGGAAAGAGCAGAAAAACAUGGACUAUACUAUUUGCGAAAUGAACUUCUUUGCAAUUUAUUGAAGGAUGAAAGUCUAGGGAUCAGCACUCCAUCAAUAGGAUCAACUUUUAUCAAAAAGAGGCUCUCUCGUGCAAAGGUUCUCGUUGUUCUUGAUGAUGUAAAUGAUGUAAGCCAAUUAGACGUCUUAGUUGGUGAUCAGUUUCAAUUUGGACCAGGAAGUAGAAUCAUAAUAACAACUAGAGAUGUGCACCAACUUAGAGAGAUGCAACAACUGCAGAAAGGGGCAGACCAUGAUGUUAAAAUAUACAAGGCAGAGGAACUAGAUCGUGAUGAAGCACUUCAGCUCUUCCACUUGAAUAAUUCCGAAGAAAUCAGCUGCAGAGCAGAUUAUUCCGUAUUACUAAGAAUGGUGGAUUAUGCUGCUGGAAUUCCCUUGGCCCUUAAAAUCUGGGGUUCCUUAUUUCGACGAUGCAAGAGCACACAAGAACGGGAAAGUUUCUUGAAAAAGUUGAAAAGGUUUCCUGAAAAGAAACUUCAAAACGUGUAUAGGAUAAGUUAUGAUGCAUUAGGAGAGAAUGAGAGGGAGAUAUUUCUUUAUAUCGCGUGCUUUCACAGAGGAGAGGAUGUAUAUAGAGCAAAAGAACAAUUAGAUGCAUGUGGAUUAUUUGCGGAUAGUGGAAUCAACGUUCUCAUUGAUAUGUCUCUGAUAUCAAUCAAAGACAAAGAGUGGACUGGCCAAGAAGAAAAAACUCGUUACCUGUGGAUGCAUGAUGUGAUACAAGAAAUGGGAUGGGCAGUUGAGCAUGAACAACAUCCUACGAAGCCUGGAAAGCGCAGUAGGCUGUGUAUCCCGGAGGACAUCUGUCGUGUGUUAGAAAACAAUAAGGGGACUGAAAAAGUUCAAAGCAUAUCCCUAAACCUCUCUCAGAUUUCAAAGCUAAACUUGACUCCUCAAGCCUUCAAAAAGAUGUGUAAUCUAAAAUUUCUAAAGUUAUAUGGUGAAGAUCGCAGGGGCCACUACUACUGCUACCCUAGGAAGGAUUGCAAUGUGCACUUUAAUCAGGAUCUUGAAUAUCUUCCUGACUCCCUUAUCUAUCUCAGCUGGCCUGCAUACACUUCGAAAUAUUUGCCAUCAACAUUUUCUGCAGAGAAUCUUACUGAGCUUUCUAUGCCUGGUAGCCAACUCCAGAGACUCUGGAAUGUAGACCAGAAGCCUAGGAACUUAAAACGCAUCGAUCUCAGUCACUCCAAGCAACUGGUUGGAGUUCCAGAUCUCUCUAUGAGCGUAAACAUUGAGAGGAUAAACCUUGAAGGCUGUGAAAGGCUGGCUGAAAUUCCUUCCUAUUUUGAAAAUCUUCACAAGCUUACUUGGUUGAAUGUGAGUAGUUGCACGAAUCUUAGUGUUCUUUCAGAUAUGCCCUGCAAUAUGGUUUCGUUGAAGUUAGGUUGGACUGCAAUAGAAGACUUGCCUUCAUCAAUUUGGUCUCACGAAAAACUUGUUGAAUUGAAUCUUUAUGGGUGCGAGGGGAUUAAGAAACUUCCAAACAGCAUUUGGAAGCUGUAUUCCCUCACAUCUCUUGUGUUGUGCGGGACAAGUAUAGAAGGAUUGCCCCCGUCAAUCGAGUGUCUCUCCGGAUUAGAAUGUCUUGACCUGAAUAGUUGCCGAAAGUUUGUCAGUCUCCCAACCAGCAUUUGCAAGUUGAAAUCGCUUAAGACCUUUUGUCUUAUUGGAUGCUCUAGCUUCGAAAACUUCCCUGAGAUCUUGGAGCCUAUGGAGCGUCUGUGCCAUCUUUUUUUAGGAGGAACGAAAUUCAAAGAGCUGCCCUCUUUGAUUGAAAACAUAGUUGGGCGGAAGGAACCAGGUAACACUGGGUGUAGAAGCUUUGAGUCUGUCCCAAACAGCAUCUUGCCUCCGUCCUUGGUCAUUUUAUGGUCUUCGAUGAAUAUGCUAGACCUCAGUGACUGCACAAUGUUAGAAGAAAUCCCUGAUUGCAUCUUUAGCCUAAACAGCUUAUUUCGAUUAGAUGCGAGUGGAACCAUGAUUAGGAGCAUACCUUCAACCAUCAGUCAAGCAUCUCAGCUCAGGGUAUUAUUUGUAAAGGAUUGCAAGCGCCUUGAAUAUUUACCCAAGCUCCCAUAUCUUCUACAAUUGAUAGAUGCAAGUGGCUGCAAGAGAUUGAAGACAGUGUCUGGAUUCACGACUGCACUCACAGAAGGUUUGGAUGAAAGAGGUCCCUGCACGUUGAAUACAUUUUAUUAUAAUUGCGUAAGUUUGGAUGAGAAUGCAAGGAGGAACAUAAUGGAUGAUGCACAUCUUAGAAAUAGAGCAACAGAUGACUAUCCAUUUUUUGUGUACGAAGUUAGUUGUCCGGGAAAUGAAAUUCCAAAAUGGGUCAGCAAUCAAAUGGAGGGAUCUUCGAUAGAUAUAAAGUUUCCUCUACAUUGGUCUGAGGAUGCAAACUUUUUGGGUUUAGCUUUCUAUGUUGUUGUUGACUUCCAUAAAGCAAGCAAUCCGGUCUGUGCGGCUGAAUUCAUUCUCGAAACCGAAAAUGGUGAAGACCAUGCUAUUCUGAUUAGCCAGAAUCAGAGCCAUUGUCUACAUUAUGAUGACGACAACUCAGAUCACCUGGUAGCGUGGUACAAUUCCCUGGUAAUGAUGAGGUUCCCCCCUUAUGCCACUCAAGCCUCUUUUUAUUUCUAUGUACAUGAGGAGCAGCAGUGCUCGGUUGAGUAUCUGGUGAAAAGGUGUGGGGUGGGCCUUGUGUAUGCUCAAGGCUAAGACCGAAAUGCUAUGAAAUGGCAAGUCAUGGAUGAUCAACAUGUUGAAGCUACUCUGCCCCAUUUCGGUGGUUUCGUUUAAUCUCUCUGGUGGGGUAGAGAUGGUUAAUGUGCGGUGUUAGCUUCAUUCUCUCAUCCCCUUAAAUUUUGGUUUUGACUGGUUCUGCAUUUUGGGAUUUUACUGGCAGCGGUUUUUCGGUUCUCAUCCCUUCGAUUUGGCACUUCUCCGGACCUCUUGGCUCCUAGCGGCGGCAGUAGUGGCUGUGCGGGAUAGCAUGGGCCGCGGCGGCUGUGUUACUAUUGUAGGAGAUGAUAUUUUAUUUAAUAUUUAGGCCACGUUUGAUUCGUGGAAAGAAAGCAUCAGGAAAGGCAUUUGUGAUGCAAAAGGAAAGGAAAUCGUUUCGUGAAGGAAGGGAAAAUAAGGGGGAAAGUGGUUCCUUCCAAAUCUCAAAGGAAUCACUUUCCCCCCUUUUUUUCCUUGUAUUUAUU